CAGCAGCAAAAUACUGCUUGGUUGUGCCUGACACACAAUUUUCUUCGGCCGCAAACGCUUUUAAGCACUGCUACCGCCAAGUCGCAUCCCAGAAAUAGUUGCUCAGUAGCUGGAAAGAGUUCUGACGAUGUCGUUGAGUGUGGAAACUGUGACAACAACACCCUAUGAGGGUCAAAAACCCGGCACCAGCGGAUUACGCAAAAAGGUUAAGGUUUUUACGCAAAAGAACUAUACCGAAAACUUUGUGCAAUGUAUUCUGGAUGCCAAUGGUGCUGCUCUUAACGGCUCCACCCUAGUAGUGGGUGGUGAUGGCCGUUAUUAUUGCAAGGAGGCUGCGGAACUCAUCAUUCGCAUCUGUGCGGCCAACGGGGUGUCCAAGUUGCUAGUGGGCCAAAAUGGCAUACUCUCUACACCAGCCGUAUCCAGUCUGAUACGUCACAAUAACGCUUUGGGCGGCAUUGUGCUGACUGCUUCGCACAACCCAGGCGGUCCCGAAAACGAUUUCGGUAUCAAGUUCAAUUGUGAGAAUGGUGGACCUGCCCCCGAUGCCUUCACCAAUAAUAUUCAUCAACUGUCCACGGUCAUCAAGCAAUACAAGCUGGUCCCCACACUUCAAAUUGAUAUUGGCAAGGUGGGUGUGAGCAGUUUCGAUGUGGCCGGCAAGAGUUUUGUGGUGGAGGUGAUCGAUUCUGUUGCCAAUUACGUGCGACAUAUGGAGGAGAUCUUUGAUUUCGCCAAGCUCCGUGACUUUGUCAGCGGCAAGGCAACGGGCAAGCCGCUUAAGAUGCGCAUUGAUUCCAUGAACGGGGUGACAGGCGCGUAUGUACGUGAGAUAUUUCUGAAUCGUCUGGGCGCCAGUGAGGCUUCGGUAGUGCACACCACGCCACUGCCCGACUUUGGCGGCUUGCAUCCCGAUCCGAAUCUAACGUAUGCAAAGGAUCUUGUGGAAACAGUGGCCAAGGGAGAUUACGAUAUUGGUGCUGCCUUUGAUGGUGAUGGAGAUCGAAACAUGAUAAUUGGCAGCAAGGCAUUCUUUGUCACGCCCAGCGAUUCACUCGCAGUAAUUGCCCAUUACUUGGAGGCCAUUCCCUACUUUCAAAAGAAUGGCGUGCAAGGAUUUGCCAGAAGUAUGCCGACAGCAUCUGCUGUUGACUUGGUUGGCCAGAAGCUCGGCAAGGAGGUGUUCGAGGUGCCCACUGGUUGGAAGUACUUUGGCAAUUUAAUGGAUGCGGGUCGCCUCUGCCUGUGCGGUGAGGAGAGCUUUGGCACCGGGUCCAAUCACAUACGCGAAAAAGACGGCAUUUGGGCGGUGCUGGCUUGGAUUUCAGUAAUGCAGCAUACAGGAAAAUCCAUUGAGGACAUAUUGAAGCAGCAUUGGUCUGUCUACGGACGCAAUUAUUUUACACGCUACGACUACGAGGAGUGCGCUUUGGAACCCUGCAAUGAAAUGAUGGCCACCAUGGAAAAGAGCAUCACAGCUGCCGGAUUUGUGGGCAAGACAUUCGCUAGUGGUGGCAAGAGCUACAAAGUUAAGGAGGCCGACAACUUCAGCUACACCGAUCCCGUGGACAAAUCAGUGGCCACAAAACAGGGCCUGCGCAUUGUCUUCGAUGAUGGCAGCCGCAUUGUCAUGCGCUUGAGCGGCACUGGCAGCUCAGGCGCCACUGUGCGCUUGUAUAUCGAUUCCUAUGAAAAGGACAAUGUGCUGGGCCAGGCCAGUGUCAUGCUGAAACCUUUGAUUGACAUUGCCUUGGAAAUCUCUGCACUGCCAAAGUUUACGGGCCGCAAUGCCCCCACCGUUAUUACAUAAGCUAAACAUCGAGUCCAACUGCGAGCUACCUCCUCUCAUCUUGUUAGCCGAGUGCAUACUGUUGUUGUUCUUUUCGUCUAUCCUAUCCCAUCAUUACACUCUCAAAUGUACCUCGAAAAGGCAUUUUUUGUUACCUUAUGAAUUUAUUAAAUUUGUGUGUAGCUUA
This is a messenger RNA of Scaptodrosophila lebanonensis, 1976 nucleotides long. RefSeq names its product phosphoglucomutase (gene Pgm1). Gene Ontology annotation, molecular function: magnesium ion binding; phosphoglucomutase activity. The transcript is spliced from 5 exons. Gene Ontology annotation, cellular component: cytosol. The record is from RefSeq and is a predicted model, not a curated record. NCBI's taxonomy places the organism in Eukaryota, Metazoa, Arthropoda, Insecta, Diptera, Drosophilidae. The coding region runs from base 128 to 1810 and encodes 560 amino acids. Gene Ontology annotation, biological process: carbohydrate metabolic process.